AUGGCGCAAGUAGGAGCUAACAUGGAAUAUCAAGAAUAUAAAUGGGCUUAUUCAAUUAUGGACUCCUCAAGAGUGUCUGCGUGUUUGAUAUCCAUGUUGCUUAUUGUCUACGGCAGCUUCCGCUCUUUAAAUAUGGAACGCGAGGCCCGGGAAAAGGCGGAACGCGAAAGAGAAGCCUCUUUAUUGGGAAACAAAACACCGCCCAGUAAUUCAUCUAGCAAUAAUGUACAAACUUUGAAUACAAUGCAGGCGUUGUGUUUCCCUCUUGGUUCUUCUGUAGCGCUUCUCGUUAUGUUUUUCUUCUUUGACUCCGUGCAAACGCUCGUCGCGAUAUGUACAGCCAUCGUCGCCUGUGCGGCGCUAGCGUUUCUUCUAACGCCAUUGUGCCAAUAUAUCGCUGGUGGGAAUAGCCGGGCAGCGCUCUGCGGCAGGUACUCCGCCCCCGAACUAGCAGCUGCCUUGCUAGCUGCGGGUAUAGUUGCGGUCUGGGUACUAACUGGUCACUGGCUUCUCAUGGACGCUAUGGGUAUGGGGCUUUGCGUCACAUUUAUCGCGCUGAUCCGGCUGCCCUCGCUGAAGGUGUCCACUCUGCUUCUCACUGGACUGCUCCUAUACGACGUCUUCUGGGUUUUCUUCUCGUCUUACAUUUUCACUGCCAACGUUAUGGUCAAAGUUGCUACUAGGCCUGCGGAGAACCCGAUGAAUGUCGUCGCGCGCCGGCUGCAAUUAGGCGGCGCGAUGCGUGAUGCUCCUAAGCUGUCAUUGCCGGCCAAGCUCGUAUUCCCAUCGAUGCAUCAUCAGGGCCAUUUCUCUAUGCUCGGCUUAGGUGACAUUGUCAUGCCGGGUUUGCUUCUAUGCUUCGUGUUGCGAUAUGACGCCUACAAGAAGGCUACACUCGUCUGCCAGAUGGGUCAAGUUCCUGGUCCCCGAUCUAUGGGUUCCCGUUUGACCUACUUCCACUGCUCUCUAUUGGGGUACUUCCUGGGGCUGCUGACGGCGACCGUGUCCGCUGAAGUGUUCAAGGCAGCGCAGCCAGCGUUGCUAUACCUCGUGCCCUUCACGUUGCUGCCAUUGCUCACCAUGGCUUAUGUCAAGGGCGAUCUAAGAAGAAUGUGGAGCGAACCGUUCAUAGCGCCACCUAACGGGAAGCUUGGCGCGGAUUUCGACGUCUGA
Messenger RNA from Leptosia nina, 1173 nucleotides. The record is from the annotation of a GenBank genome assembly. NCBI's taxonomy places the organism in Eukaryota, Metazoa, Arthropoda, Insecta, Lepidoptera, Pieridae.